UUGUUUUUGUUGUACAAAUGUAUGCAUUUGCAUUUUAUCAUCUCACGUUUUAUUUACGCGUUGAGAUCAAUCAAGGACGAAUAUUUUCGUUCCGAAAAUCGUCAGUAGCUAGCCAAAGAUAGAGCAGUUAGUUGACAGUGCUAGUAAAUUAAUCAACUUUCAAAUGAUUUGUUAUGUAAAUUGAAAGUGCGCAUUUGAUCGAUUUUAGAUUGUGGUAUCCUCUAUUUGGCAAGUUCGUGAAAAAAUUUUUAAUAGUCAUAAUUCACCAAUGAUUCUAGGAUGGUUUGAUUGAAUUUACAGAAAAAUAUGAGAUUUUCAAAAUUUGGACGAAAAUACCCGGUCAACAACAAAACAACACCACGUGAUCGAAGCAUGGUAUCGCCCAGAGGGGGGAUAAUCUUGUUUGGUUAAAUUAUAAGGGACUAUAGCCUCUAUUUUAGUUAUAUUCAAGAAUGAGUCGUGGAGUUCAUUACGAGGAAACUGUCACGUAGUCAUAUGCACUUUAUUUGCAAAAUAUAUGGUAAAACCUUAAUUUCGAAAUAUCGCAAAAAAUGUAUUCAAUAACAGUUUCUUGCAAACCGUAAUUACAUACAUCUGUUUUCUGUAUUGGUGAGUGCUGUGUAAAUAGUUGCAAAGAACGUAAUAAAUUUUGAUUUUUUUUGUUUAAAUUUCUGUGAUUUAAUGACAUGAGCCAGAGUCAGAGAGACACCAUAAUCCAUUUAGUGGCAGGGGGAGUUGCUGGAACGACCGGUGCCAUCAUAACAUGUCCCCUGGAAGUGGUGAAAACCCGACAGCAGUCUUCCAAGAGCGGAUUCGUCGUAACCCGAGAUCUGUCGAGCAUUCCGGGCGAAAGUCCCUUGCCGAAAACUACUUGUCGAACAGUUCCGGAUCAGAGGCGUUACUCUUCGUCGCCGGUCCACUCCCUGAGCAUCGUUCAGUGUCUGAGGCAUAUUGUGCAGCAUGAAGGUCCCAUGGCUCUAUUUAAAGGGAGUUUUGGGUUUCUACAAAGGAAUAACGGCUUCCUACAUGGGAAUAUCCGAAACGAUCAUCCACUUCGUGAUAUACGAGGCGAUAAAAGCCGAACUGAUAGCGCACCGGUCGCACAGCGACGAGAAGAGUUCGAAAGACUUCCUUGAGUUCAUGAUGGCGGGGGCCAUCUCGAAAACGGUCGCUUCCUGCAUCGCUUACCCCCACGAAGUGGCACGUACGCGCUUGAGGGAGGAGGGCAACAAGUAUAGCGCCUUUUGGCAAACCCUAGGUCUAGUAUUUAAAGAGGAAGGUAUCAGGGGGAUCUACAGGGGGCUGGCGACGCAACUGGUCAGGCAAAUACCGAAUACGGCCAUCAUGAUGUCCACUUACGAGGCUGUGGUUUACAUCCUAACGACAAAGUUCAACACGGAAUUUUAUGGGAACGAGGAGGGGCAGUGACUCGAAUUAAGUUAGGUGUGUCUGUCCACUUCUUUGAAAACCAGAUUUGAUUUUAUUGUGAAUGUUUUUGCGUGGUUACUGUCGGGCAGAAGGGGGCGUACUGAUUUAUUUUUGGUAUAGAUUUUUUUGGUUUCGCGGCGCGAUUUUUGGCAAACAAAUAUUCCUUGUUGUCUGCUCUGGCAGGAUAGACAUAGCGCAAGAGUCAUUUUUGCCGCGCACUUAGUGAAUACGAUUCAAUAUUGAUUCUUAUAGAUUCGAAUUCGUUGGUAAAUAUAUUAUUGACACUUA
Molecule: messenger RNA, 1716 nt
Organism: Leptinotarsa decemlineata (Colorado potato beetle)
Lineage: Eukaryota; Metazoa; Arthropoda; Insecta; Coleoptera; Chrysomelidae
Gene: Rim2
Product: Replication in mitochondria 2
Biological process (GO): pyrimidine nucleotide import into mitochondrion
Cellular component (GO): mitochondrion
Molecular function (GO): pyrimidine nucleotide transmembrane transporter activity
Source: RefSeq, a predicted model, not a curated record